AUGGGUUGGUUUUGGGCUGAUACUGCUCCUGCCGUGCCGCAGAUGCCCAUGGGUCAUCCACCUGCGACAUCUGGUGAACCUCCUAGCGCAUGCCCCAUGCACAAGAAAACGGCCGAUGCAUUCAAGGUCGAACCCAAGGUCGAACCGAAGCCGUCCGGUGGCUGCCCUGUUCCUCAUGGGGAGGGGAAGCAUGACGUGCCCGCGUCUGGUGGCUGUCCCGUCCCCCACGACAAGAGGGACGCCAUGGCUGCCGCGAAACCCGCACCGUCGGGGGGAUGCCCCGUCCCUCACGCCAAGAAGGAGGAGGAGAAGCCCAAGUCGAUGCUAUCGCAGUUGAACCCCCUCAACUACAUGUUCCGCGACCUAUCGCAGAAACCCGCCGAGAACCAGGAAUUCGCGCUACCAACGGAGCGCGAGGAGUCAACCAUUCCCAAGGGCGAGGGCCAGGGCACGUGGGAGUACCCGUCGCCUCAGCAAAUGUACAACGCCCUUCUGCGCAAGGGAUACGCCGACACGGACAUCACGGCCGUCGAGUCCAUGGUUUCGGUGCACAACUUCCUCAAUGAGGGCGCCUGGGCCGAGAUCCUGGGCUGGGAGCAGCGCUUCGCCCGCGGGCUGUACAAGGGCUGGGAGCUCUGCAGGCGCGGCGAGGAGCAUGCCGAUGAAGAGCUCGAGCGCCGCUGGGAGGAGCUGGAGCCCACCACGCCCAGCCUCAUCCGCUUCCAAGGCCGUCCAAAGGACCUCACACCCAAGGCUACCAUGCUCCAGGUCCUGGGGUGGAUUUACCCUUCCAGGUUUGGCACCGACCUGCCCUUUGACCGACACGACUGGUUCGUCUCGCGUACGGUCAACGGCAAGCAGAAGGAGAUUCGCUACGUCAUUGACUACUAUGAGGGAGAGCCUGAGCCCACCGGCGAGCCCGUCUUCUACCUCGACGUGCGGCCUGCUGCCACUCCCCUGGGUGCUGCCGAGCGAAUCAUCCGCUGGAGCACUGACGUCUGGUGGAAGGCCAGUGGUGGUGAUGUCCGGGAGCAGAUCCCUCGGUCUUUUCCCAAGUCAUCAUGA
Molecule: messenger RNA, 1065 nt
Organism: Geosmithia morbida
Lineage: Eukaryota; Fungi; Ascomycota; Sordariomycetes; Hypocreales; Bionectriaceae
Product: cytochrome c heme-lyase
Exons: 3
Coding region: 1-1065 (354 amino acids)
Biological process (GO): cytochrome c-heme linkage
Cellular component (GO): mitochondrion
Molecular function (GO): holocytochrome-c synthase activity
Source: RefSeq, a predicted model, not a curated record